AUAGCGCCGAGAACGGCUCCAGGAAAAGCAACACUGGGCAGUGGUUGGCGUCAAUUAUGGCGCUGAGCGGUAGCGUCAGCGGCAAAGCGCCGGCGCGGGAGCGGCAAAAAUGUUCCGUUCCUGGCGAUUACGUUGCCUCCAUGUGUGUGCGCGAUGCCGUAGAGCAGUCGAACGGAAAGUUCCCCAGUUUCCGCGAGCCUCGCGAGAUCGGCAACUUCUCGCUUCUUGGCGAGCAGCGCGAGUACGUGGACGGUGCCGCGCAGAUGAAGUAUCUGCGAAUGCCGAAUCAACGGCAUCGACUCAUGUGGGACUUGAACCGCGGGUACGAAGUGGCAGUGCGCAGGGACCGCUCGUUGAACGAGAGGCUUGACAACUUGCUUCGAUGGAUCCUCCGUAACAAGGACAAGUUCCUACUGAGCUCUGCUGCGCAGCCUUCCGGCGAGCCGCCUCCACCCUCCGAACCCCAAAGCCUACACACAGACUUUGUCUGCUACCGGGGCCUGCUGACGCGGCUGGCAUGUACGGCAUACGAGGCACGCGAGGACUGGCUUCUGGCGGCGUGCCGUUUUCGAGGCAGCAUCUACCUGUGUGCCUUCGAGACAGAUUCGGAGCGCAAGCGGCGACUCGAGGAUGCAGCUGACCCCCGCCGCGACCGUAUGUCAUUCUGGGGCUACAAGUUCGAGCAGUACAUGGUCAGUGUGGAGCCUGAGGGUGUGCCCGAUGUGGACGCGGUGGUGAACGAGUGCGAGGAGUACUGCAUAGUAGUGCGAAGUCGGCUCGAGUCGCAUUCCCUCGUCUUUGGUGCCGAGGUGGAUGGUGUUGACCCUCGGGUGCACAGACAUGGGCGGCAGUCACAGCCAGGCUCUACGGGCAGCUACAUUGAGCUGAAGACCUCACGAGAUUGCCUCUCUGAGCAGCAGUACCGCAACUUCUGUCGGUUCAAGCUGCUCAAGUGGUGGGCGCAGUCCUUCCUGGUGGGGAUCCCACGAGUGUUGUGUGGCUUCCGUGACGACAAUGGUCUAGUAGGCACCCUCGAAGAGCUGGACGUCCGCGAGAUGACCCACAGAGCCAAGGGCGUGUGGUCUGGUGCGGUGUGCAUGAACUUCUGCAACCAGCUGCUGUCCUUCAUCAAGAAGCACGCCACACAGGACGACCCAGAGGUGGUCUACCUCUUCCAGUACCUGCCCUCAUCUCGUGAGAUUGUCUGCACGCAUCUCGCCGAUCCCGGGGAGUUUGCUGUACUGCCCGACUGGUACCUGCAGGCAUUUGAUGCCACAUGAUGUGCGACUGCACCUUUCACGUGCUUGUUAUGACUGUGCUGACUGACGAGUUCCCGAACUGGGCAUUAUGCCGUGUAUGAUGUCUUGUCGAAGUUCACGUCUCUACUGAGUGCUCGCUGGCCUUCCGAGAGGGUGGAACAUGCAGGCUGUUCGAGGCAGAUGUGGGUGGUGAGUGCGAUGUUGCCAGCACUAGUUUUGAAAUAGGCUGGCUGAGCUGGACGCUGUCUGUAGACUAUGUGACAAACGACAGAAAGCAGAAGACGGGGGGGGGGGGGGGGCUUUAACAUACAGGACUUUGAUACUGGAAUGUAGGAAUACGUCGUGAAUGUUACUGGAAUAGGAGGGCCAGGCAACAUCAAUUGUGCAGCUAAAGUAUUGGCUGAUUUCUGCUCAGAUGUUGCACAUGGGUGGAAUUUUGCGGUGAACUCAGUUUGAUAACAUGAUUGCCUUCACUGGCCUGUUUUGUUCACAGUUAAGCUGAAGUGUCAUUACAGCCUUGUCAUGAAAACUGAGUUUACUGCAACAAAACAGUGGCGCCUUGAUUUUCUUCUUGACUGUUUGUGAAUUUGACUACCUUUGACAGCUUACCUUGAAAAUUUGGCUACAUCUGUCACUUUUCUUUUCCAUUCUUUUUUUCUGAGAAAAUUUAACUGCACUAGUAGAGUUUCAUUUGUUUUUGACUACAUGAAAUGCAGUGCUGCUCCAUCUCAAUGAUGUAGCAAUUUGCAGCUUGUUUUAUAUCGGUUACUACAUUCCAGUAUUCAUAAAGUUUACCCACAACGACCUAGAGGGAAAAGUGUUGCCCUUGUGUACGUGGGAGUGCUGGUAACUAAGGCGAGCUUCAGGUUUGGCAUCUUCCUUUGAAAGCCAGGGCACCAUGUCUGGCGACACUGGUCCCUGCGAGGACAGCAUAUAGUAAGAUGUCAUUUUUAUUACAAUGUUAUACAAGAAUUUAUUAUUAAAGCUAAACACUGAAGCCUGAAUUGUACAUUUAGUUGGAAAUGCAGUACGGUUGAUGGCUUGCUAUAUUUUAAAAGUGUUUUUUAAAUCUUUUAUAUCUGAGCAAACAUAAAUGCAACAUGCUAUAAAAAAAAGAAUGUGUUGUUUGAAGAUUUAAUUCCGACAGGACUUCAUUUGCACAGCCAUUACCAUGUUUCAUGACAAGCUAUACAUACUCAAAGACGAGCUGAGUGCUCAGCAGACGCAUGAUGUUGCGGCUCCUUUUAACAAAUUCACAUAGACAGUAGUGCCAGGUUUCCCUCUAGGUGGUAUUGUGGGAAACCACAUGCCACUAGUGAACGGUGUAUCUUCUGCUUUAGUGCUCGUCGUCUGCUACCAUUGUCUGGCACUGGUUUUUGCCACAUUCAGACAGGCCGGUUUGCGUCACACAGAUUGCAUGAGCAUGCCCUCGGAGACAGGGCGGCCCACAAAGGGCCCUGUAUAUUGUAGGCCAUGGUGCGAGUGAAUGGGUGCCUCCUUUCACGAGAAAAAGGCACUGAUCUCAAAAGGAAGGUGCUGUGCACCUUUGAAAACAGUGUUUUCUAGGUUGCCAGUGCCUAACACUGCUGAGGCCCUUAACAUUUUGUAUUUGCAAAUUCUUUUUUUGAGAAGUGUUGCCGUAUUGUAAAUUGUUGAGGCACAAGGCAGUGUGCAUAUGAGAAACAGCUCUUGCAAGAAGAAAUGUAUUUAUCACUGUAUUUAACAGUGCCUGCUUGACUGUGGGAUUUUAUUAAACACAAUGGGAGUGGAAGGAAAAAAAGGAUGAAAGAAAAGCCAUAAUUAAAGCUGAAGUUUGCAAUUACCUGUGGGCAUAAUCUCAUUAUUUGCUAAUAUAUAACAGUGUCAAGCUUAGAAAAAUAUUUCAGCAGUUAUUCCUAUGUUUGGUCUCCAUACAGUGGAAGUUGUAAAAUGCCGUUUGAGGAGCCUUCUCCUAAAAUAAUUUUUCAAAUCGGUUCAUUACUGGAGGAGAUAAAAAGAAAUUAGCUUUCCUGUUACCAAUGCUGCCUGGCGGCAACUGUCACUGCCAACGGAGACACUCUUCCCAUUUUUCUCGGCUAGUAUCCCACGUGCAGUAUUCCUUCGCUGCCUUCUCCCAUACCAGAGCUGAGGGACUGCAUCAUGCUCAGGCAUUGAGCCUCCCCCCCCCCCCCCCGCUUGUCUUUUUUUCUCUGCUGUGACGUGCAUUUACAGUGGCGGCAUUGCAUCUCCCGCAUUGGAUGAUUAACCAAAAUCACGUGUCGUGGUGAGUGGCGUAGCUACUAAUGAUGCAUUUUACAUCAUGGUGCGUGUGACCUCAAUUCUCGAGCUGGGAGUCGAGCUUCUUUGAGGCAGAGGGUACACAGCGUUUGGUUUAAAACUUUAGCUGUUUUUGCGGCACGCAGUGCUGUAAUACUUUGCAGAUACAGUCGCCAGCACGCAAUAUAUAGGCUGCGCUUGUCUGUUUAAAAUGGCCAAAGCUUCUUAGGCGCCCUUUAGGUGAGCAGCUUGUAAUUUGGUGUCUCGCUGUAUAAGUUGGAAAGGCUUCUACGUGCUGAAACUUGGAAUUCGAAAGUUAAGAUAGUGUGAUACACACAGGACAGAAAAAAAGAUAAUGAGACAUCCGAGUGCCAACUUGCAGCUGACAACCCGAUGAAAACCCUCUGUGGACUGUGGCGGCACGUGCAAGGCCAGCCACAGUCACUCCCAUUGCCACGAAGGUAUACAUGGGCAUUAAAGCACUGCAUACAAAGCACAGAAUGAUGUAAACGAGCUAGGAAAACUGGAAGGCAACCUCGAACUUGCAAGAAUAACAGUAUGCAAAACACUGGGCACGUCGCGCAUGCCUGAAGAGCUGUAUCCGCAGCGUAAGGAAUUAUUUCUUUUUCUCUGAGUGAAAGAGAUGGCACGCUGACACAAGUGUCCAGCCCCAACCCACCACUGGUUCAAUGACCUCCUUACCUUAGCAUGCUAAAGAAUGACCGUCUCUUUGAAUUAUCUGGUCUUUUCUUUUUUUUAGGUCAUUUUAUUCUUUGCAUGCAAUGUCUUUUCAUCAUGUGCACUUUCAUGGUGUUAGGAGUGGUUGUAGCUGUCCUUGGCACAUGUGCCGCAGCCCAAGGCGCUUGAGUGUUUUUAUCAGGUUGUCAGCUGGAAGUUAGCGCUGGUAUUUCUCGUUGUAUUCUUUGGGUCUUGCGUGUGUUGCUUUAGUUGAACUAUUUAAUGGUGUACAGUACCAACGGGCUGAAAUGUCUACACUUUUGAAUUUCAAUUCUGCGUACCAAGGCUUUGCAGGAACUCGGCUUUCUUGCAAAUUCUGUGUCCCUCACACUUUUAUGGACAGUGGUCUCUGGUGUGCGCAGUGUAAGCUACCCGCUUUAGGUGUGGGCACGGUGCUUGCAGGAUGGGCUGGCCACGCUGCUGGAAGUGUUCGUUCUUCUGGGGGCUGUUUUCUGCAAGUGUUUGUUUUGAUGCGAAAGCAUUAAAUGGCUCACGAGGCAGGCAGUCCAGCAGUGGUGGUCUGACCACAUGAUGGUACAAAAAGGAUACAAACCCCCCCACCUUUGGUGGUAAUUAAGGCAAAGUUAAUUGAGGUAGACUUAAGGCACUCAAUCCCUCGACCUUAGUCGAACCCACGACCUUCUUGCGUUGUGGCAUAAUGUUUAAGCACCACGUGGUGGUCGCAAUGCUUUCACAUUUAUCCACAUAGGGAUAAUUAAGUGCGCCUUGAAUUUUUUUGUGUGUGCAACGAAUAAAAUGUCGUGACUUUUUUUCAUCAUCAAAA
Dermacentor andersoni is the source of this 5037-nucleotide messenger RNA. RefSeq names its product Rat1 Interacting Protein 1 (gene Rai1). Gene Ontology annotation, biological process: NAD-cap decapping; nuclear-transcribed mRNA catabolic process. Gene Ontology annotation, cellular component: nucleus; cytosol. The record is from RefSeq and is a predicted model, not a curated record. NCBI's taxonomy places the organism in Eukaryota, Metazoa, Arthropoda, Arachnida, Ixodida, Ixodidae. Gene Ontology annotation, molecular function: mRNA 5'-diphosphatase activity.